AAGACGAAGAAGAAGUUAGCCGUUAGCUUCCCGGUGCUGCAGGCUCUGAUUCUAUCUCUAGCUGAUCAACAUGGUCCAACUAGUGGGUUCCCUUCGAAAAGAGCUGGCUGACUCGCUUUCCACCUGCAAGGUGCUGGUGGUGGGAGCGGGAGGGAUCGGCUGCGAGCUCCUGAAGAACCUCGUCCUCACCGGCUUCAAAAACAUCGAAGUGAUCGACUUGGACACAAUCGAUGUGAGCAACCUGAACCGACAGUUCCUCUUCCAGAAGAAGCAUGUGGGCAAGUCUAAAGCACAGGUGGCCAAGGAGAGCGCCUUGCAGUUCUGCCCCUCUGCAAACAUCACUGCCUACCAUGACAGCAUCAUGAACCCCGACUACAGCGUGGAGUUCUUCAGAAAGUUCAUGCUGGUGAUGAAUGCUCUGGAUAACAGAGCGGCCCGUAACCACGUGAACAGGAUGUGUUUGGCAGCAGACAUCCCUCUGAUAGAGAGCGGCACCGCUGGAUACCUGGGACAAGUUUCCGUCAUCAAGAAGGGAAUGACAGAGUGCUACGAGUGCCAACCGAAGCCCACACAGAAGACUUUCCCAGGAUGCACCAUAAGAAACACGCCGUCUGAGCCCAUUCACUGCAUCGUCUGGGCCAAGUAUCUCUUCAAUCAGUUGUUUGGAGAAGAAGAUGCAGAUCAGGAGGUUUCCCCCGACACAGCGGACCCAGAGGCAGCAUGGAAACCCGAAGACACAGCGGCACGAGCCACAGCCUCAGAAAAGGACGGGGACAUCAAGCGCGUCUCUACCAAGCAAUGGGCCCGCUCCACCGGAUACGACCCCGUCAAACUCUUCAACAAGCUUUUCAAAGAUGACAUCAUGUACCUGUUGACCAUGGACAAGCUGUGGAAGAAGAGGAAAGCUCCCAUACCUCUGGACUGGCAGCAGCUAGAGAACAGUGCGUCUCCUCAGGAUGAGACUCCAGGCACAGGUUUGAAGGACCAGCAGGUUCUGGGCGUUUGGGGCCACUGCCAACUGUUCCAGCACAGCGUGGAGACACUCCGCUCACAGCUGCAGGAGAAGGGAGAAGGAUCUGAACUCGUCUGGGACAAGGACGAUCCUCCCGCCAUGGACUUUGUUACCGCGGCAGCCAACUUGCGUAUGCACAUCUUCAGCAUGAACACGAAGAGUCGCUUUGAUGUCAAAUCCAUGGCAGGUAACAUCAUCCCAGCUAUUGCAACGACCAACGCUGUCAUCGCUGGACUCAUCGUACUGGAGGGCCUCAAGAUCCUGUCGGGGGAACUGGAAUCCUGUCGCACGAUCUUCCUGAACAAGUGUCCCAACCUCAGGAAGAAGCUGCUGGUCCCGUGCAUCCUGGACCCACCCAGCGCCAACUGCUACGUCUGCGCCACCAAACCUGAAGUCACAGUCAAACUCAACGUCCACAAAACCACGGUCCUCGUCCUGCAGGACAGGAUCCUGAAGGAGAGGUUCGGCAUGGUGGCUCCAGAUGUGCAGAUAGAAGAUGGAAAAGGGACCAUCCUCAUCUCUUCAGAGGAAGGAGAGACAGAAGCCAACAACAGCAAAUUUCUUUCUGACUUCGGGAUCCGUAACGGGAGCCGAUUGCAAGUCGACGACUUCCUCCAAGACUACACGCUCCUCGUCAACGUCCUGCACACCGAGGAACUGGAGAGGGACGUGGAGUUCGAGGUAGUCGGCGAGGCCCCAGACAAAGCCCCGCCCCCUCAGAGUAAGCCGGAAGACAAUAACAGCAUCACCAAUGGCAACAAGGACACUGCCCAGCCGUCCACCUCCUCUAAAGCUCCAGCAGAGGACAACGACGUCAUGAUCGUGGACUCUGACGAGGAGGAAGGGGCGUCGUCCAGCUCAGCGGCGGCAGCUGGAAACAGCAGCGCCAAGAGGAAGCACUCGGAUGCAGAAACAGGCGAGACCUCCACCAAGCGCCCACGGACUGACUCAAGCGCAGCGGCCGCCGCCACCGACAAUGAUGACGAUGACAUCAUUGCUCUGGACUAACACCCACCCCUCCCCACGUGGUCUCCUGAAGGACUGAGAACUCUUUGAACGCUUGUCAUUUUGACUCGAGACAAACCAGUAGGCUUAAAUAAAAACACCUCUUUUAUGAAGAACAAUUUACUGCCCAGUUCAUCUUUCGCCACUUCCCAUCACCUCCACCCCCUCCCCCUCCACUCCCCAACUCUUUGUUCGUGCUUUCAUAUUCCCUCUUCUCUCCUCACAUGACGCUGUAAAUAGAUUCUACAAUUUAAAAACGUUUUGAAAAAUACGUACAACUUUUUGUUUUGUUAUUUUUAUUCAUUUCUGGUCCCUGUUUAAAAAAUGCUUCUCUUGAUGGUAAAAAAACAACAAGUGCUUAUUUUGUAUUUUUUAUAAACGUACUGUAUUUCUCAUGCUACACAAGUCAGGGUGUUUUUGUGCUUAUUUGUCAGGUUUCAAAAGAAGUAAAAACCAAAACAUUUUCUUGGGUUGGACUAUUGAACUCAGUGAUGGGAGAACGGUAGACCCAGAGGAGGUCUGUCGGGUGCCCCCUCGUAGGUGCUGCUCCUCUCUACAACCUGCAGACUGUUCACGCCUGCGAUUGGGUCGGUAAAGCACAGAGGCACCAACGGAGUGUUUGCGGCCACGUUUUUUUUGUGCCGGGGAGCGGGGGGGGGGGGGCGUUUAGUGUGCUACCUCUUUUCUAGAACUAACACGUUUUGGCUGCAAAGACGUAACCAUGCCCUCCAUUACAUCACCACGGUGAGGCGUCCAAGCUCUUAGCCAAUCAAAGAUCCUCAGAAAACAGCCAUGAAAGCAGCGGAGGGAACCCAGCUUCCUGUUUAAACUGCAACCGUGUCUUCAAAAAGGCUCUGGCUAAGCACAAAGCAGUUUAGAUCCAGGCUAGUUGUAGUUUUAUUGUAAACAUGAUGUUACGGUCACUUCCUAUUGGUUCUGUUUGUUUAAAAAAUGAAAAAUACAAAAAAGAAGUCAGACAGAACCAGAGAUGGAGUGAUGGUUUGACCAGAACCAGUCAAGUUUUUUUUUGUUUUGUUCAUACCGCAGAGGGGUUGAACUGGGUCAUCAGGUAGCAGUUUAGUACCUGCUGUCUCCAGUCUGAUGCCUGUGUCAAUGUCCAUCAUUUCAUAAUUACAUUGUGAUCUGACUUGUUGAAAGGCCUUGAAAGCCCUUUUUGGACCAAUUUGGUGAAGACAAUAAACUUUAAUGCAGAUG
Molecule: messenger RNA, 3232 nt
Organism: Scomber scombrus (Atlantic mackerel)
Lineage: Eukaryota; Metazoa; Chordata; Actinopteri; Scombriformes; Scombridae
Gene: uba2
Product: ubiquitin-like modifier activating enzyme 2
Exons: 17
Coding region: 71-2020 (649 amino acids)
Biological process (GO): protein sumoylation
Cellular component (GO): cytoplasm; SUMO activating enzyme complex
Molecular function (GO): SUMO activating enzyme activity
Source: RefSeq, a predicted model, not a curated record